UGUCAAAAGUGCAAACGUCACAACAUCGCAUCGAAUCGCUUGAUUGUCUCACAAAUAUUGAAAAUCACUUCAUUCGUAUAGUGAAUUUGUGGUUAUCGGACAGCUCUACAUAGAUUUGAUAAGAGAUAAUAAAUUGCCAACACUUGAAAUUCAUAUUUUCUCAAUAAAAUUAAACAUGGGUGUCGACUUUUUCGGGUUUGCGUACGCCGCGACUGUUGCCGCUGGCGGUAUUAUGGGUUACGCGAAGGCAGGAUCCAUUCCGUCUCUUGGUGCUGGUCUCAUCUUCGGUUCCAUCUUAGGUAUUGGCGCAUAUCAAAUCAGCAAGGACCCCUCUAACUACCAGCUGAUGCUUGGAACCACCACCGUCUUGGGAGGACUUAUGGGAUACAGAUUCUACAACAGCAGAAAGUUUAUGCCAGCGGGCAUAGUGUUCGUGCUGUCAGUCGGGAUGCUUGCCAAAAUACUCACUAAGCAUGUCGGCUCUUCGGCAGUACCUAUCAAAUCUGGUUAAAUUAAACUGUCGCCAACUUUGCCAUACUGUGACAUUGCCCAGUGAUUUUAACUAAUGGGGUUGGCCGGUCAAAGCAUUCAACAAAUGGUGUCAUCAUAGCUUGCCCUGUCAAUCCCUAGAAUUGUUUCAAAUUCAGGUUUUUAUUUGGAAACUUUAUGCCUUGGAUGCCAGCCCUUUAAGACAAAUCUCAUAGAAAAAAAUGAGAGACAGGGGCAACGUAUGAUGGCGCCAUCUAUGCUAACCUUUGACAGUUGGCAACCCUAUUUCUGUGCUAACGCUUUUAAUGUAUGGUUUUGAAGUUUUGAGCAUUGUUUUCCUGACAAAAUUGCCAAAUGCGUUCCUGGGUUUUUUUACAGUGGGCAAAGAUGUCAUAAACACAAUUAGGUAUGGUAGAUUUGAAAGUAAAAAUAACAAUUAUUUUGAAACUAAUCACAAGAUCAAAAUAAAUUACAAAACGAACAUACUGACUUUUGUAAAUGUUAUAAUAUAAUAUAAUUUAUUACUAUAAUUAGUUUACUGUAGAAUAAUUGGGACAUAUUAUUGUUACGUAGAUUAAGUUAAACAUUAAUGAAGUAUUUCACAGUGAUUGUUGCACAAAAUUCAGAUUUUUUAUGACCCUAAUGACUCAGUUUCAUUGGUCGACAACGCGGUCGAUAUAAAGCGUGCGGGGGGAGUCCCCGCACGCUUCAUGCAGACGGUAUAACGACUAGUGAAACUCAUAAGUCGAUAGUUCGGUUGAUACAGCAUGCGGGUGACUCCCCGCAGGCGGUAAGGUGGUAUAACGACUAGUGAAACUCAUAAUGGCAUGCGUUUUGGAAAUCUCCCGCACCCGCAUACGGGCCCUAGCGACCAAUGAAACUGAGCCAUAAAGCUAUUUUACAGUACAUAUGGGGCUACUUUAUAGCACUAGUGCGAGAAGUAGCAUAUUACGUUAUUGUGUCGAACAUUUAAAGGGCCAUAUGUACUGUAAAACGUUGUACGAUACAUGUGCGAAUAGGUAAUUCGCAACUCGUGUCGAUUUAAAACACUCCCUUCGGUCGUGUUUUAAUUUAUCGCCACUCGUUUCGAAUUUCCUAUUUUUCGCACUUGUAUCGUAAUGUACUAUUUUCUCUUAGUUAAUUUCAAUUCCAACGACGGUGAUAUUAAAAUAAUCCCAUUGGUGAAACUUAGGCUGAUCCAGAAUAGUUAUUUACGACACAAGUGCGAAAAAUAGGAAAUUUAUUCGAAUUACCUAUUUGCACGUGUAUCGUACAACGUUUUUCAGUACAUAUGGCUCUUUAAAGUUUCGACAUAGUUACAUAAUGUGCUAAUUUACGCACUAGUGCCGAAAAGUAGCACCAUAUGUACUGAAAAGUAUAUUUUUAGUUUACUGACUAUGCAUUUAUAUUUUGUAGUUUUCACACCUUAUCGUACUGUAUGUAUGACAUUAUUUCUAGGUGAUCCAGAAGAAGCAUGAUAUUUUUUAUAUCUCAAAAUGAGGCAAAUAAAGGUGUUGGGACUGAAAA
Molecule: messenger RNA, 2016 nt
Organism: Cydia pomonella (codling moth)
Lineage: Eukaryota; Metazoa; Arthropoda; Insecta; Lepidoptera; Tortricidae
Product: transmembrane protein 14C
Exons: 4
Coding region: 176-511 (111 amino acids)
Biological process (GO): regulation of heme biosynthetic process
Cellular component (GO): mitochondrial membrane
Source: RefSeq, a predicted model, not a curated record